CUCUCAGAGAGGCUUUCUUUGCUCUGAUUGGUCAGAAGAGCAUCUCUCUUGCUCUGAUUGGUCAGAUGCGUGCGCAUGAAAGAUCACGCGCUCUUGUUGUUGCCGGUGGACAGUAGCAGACAUUUAAAUGCGUAUAGUUUUUAAGCGACAUUUAUCCAAAUCAUCCGAUAUUUUACGUGUUAAUUCAUUUUUCCUUCCUAUUACAAAGCUGAGAAGAAAUGCAUAAAGGCUCGUGCAUUCAUUUAACUGUUAGCUUGAACGCACGUGUAUCCUCUGUCCAUUGGAAGUAAAGCUAGUCUCGGUUGUUAUAAACAAUUAUGAAUCAGUAUCUGCUUGUUCUUCUUUCUUUUGUGUAUGUAUUGUCGGAUUCGGAUUUUGCAAAACAAGAUGGUGCCCCGCCUUCUAAAAUAGCUGUUGUUGGAGCCGGAAUCGGAGGAACCGCUACAGCUCAUUUCCUGAGGCAACACUUCGGGCCAGAAGUGAGAAUUGAUGUAUUUGAGAAAGGCUCAGUCGGUGGUCGACUGGCUACAGUUACCGUCAACCAGCAAGACUACGAGUCCGGGGGAUCCAUCAUCCAUUCCCUCAACCUGCACAUGCAAGACUUUGUCCAGCAACUGGGGCUGAAGUACCGUAAGAGCGUGGCUGGGAAAACAGCCGUGUUUAAUGGAGAGGAGUUUAUCCUGGAGGAGACUGACUGGUACCUGCUGGAUCUGUUUCGCCUGUGGUGGCGCUACGGGAUCAGCUUCAUCCGCCUGCAGAUGUGGGUGGAGGAGAUCAUGGAGAAGUUCAUGAGGAUCUAUAAAUACCAGGCCCAUGGCUACGCCUUCAGCUCAGUGGAGGAGCUGCUGCACUCUCUGGGCGGUUCAGGCUUCAUCAACAUGACCCGCAGCUCUCUCUCCGAAUCUCUGCUCGAACUGGGCGUCUCCCAGCGCUUCAUUGAUGAGGUCAUAGCCCCCAUCAUGAGGGUCAACUACGGCCAGAACGUCAGCAUCCCUGCGUUUGUCGGUGCCGUGUCUCUCGCUGGUGCACAGGCCAACCUCUGGGCCGUGGAGGGAGGAAACAAGCUGGUUUGCUCAGGACUGCUUAAACUAGCAAAAGCUAAUCUCAUCCAGAGUCCAGUUACAACCAUUAGCCUACGAUCAGCAGGAGAUUACCACCAGUAUGAGCUCACCUACGACUCUCAAAAUGAAAAGACAUCGGAGCUCUAUGAUAUAGUAGUGGUAGCCACGCCUCUCCAACAAAACGUCAACUCCGGCAUCUCAUUCCAGGGCUUUGAGCCACAACUCCCGGAAAUGACGGGCUCCUACCACCAAACCGUGGCCUCCAUCAUCCACGGCUACCUAAACUGCACCUACUUCGGCUUCCCCGACCCAAAGCUUUUCCCGUUUUCAAGCAUCCUUACCACAGACACUCCCGGACUGGUCUUCAACAGCGCUGCCAGCGUGUGUCCCGUCAACAUAACCUCCGGCUUCCGCAGGAAACAGCCUCAGGAGGCCGGCGUUUACAAGGUGUUUUCCCCAGUGCCUCUGGGCAAGAAUGAGCUGAAGACUCUUUUUAAGUCCUAUUACUCCGUGCAGGUCACGGAUUGGUUGGCGUACCCUAGUUAUGGAAGCACGCACGGUUUGCCACCGGUGGAGCUGCACGAAAACUUGUACUUCCUCAAUGGAAUCGAAUGGGCUGGAAGCGCGAUGGAAAUGAGCUCGGUGGCGGCUAAGAAUAUAGCGCUGUUAGCAUACCACCGCUGGAACAGACAAGUGGAGAUGAUUGACCAGAAAGACCUCAUGCACAAAGUGAAGACAGAACUGUGACACACUCAUCACAUGACACUGGAAUUUAACAAGGAGGAUUAAACUUCCACAACAGCCACACAACACGGCGCAUGUCUUGGUUUUACUAUUUUGAUGCUAAAUCAGUUGCAUGUCUGCCAGAUGUUUGGCGAACACGAACAGCAGUGCGGUCUCGGGCUAAACGCUUGAUCUUUAAUGUGUGGGACGUCUUCUCCGUGACUGACCGACUUCAUGGCCGGGUCAGUCAUGAAGAGAUUUGAAGAGUAAAUCUAUAUUUAAGUGUUUUUAUUUUUGCUGAAGAUGUCAUGCCCUAUCCGGAUGUGAUUAGUUUAACAAGGGUAGAUGGUGUAAUACUGUAAUUUUACCACAGGACUAACGUUUCUGUAGUAUUAAUGGCCACGGAAAUUAGUAUUAGUAUUAAUUAGAAAUUAGUAUUAAAUUUCUAAAUGGUAUUAGAAAUGUCAGUAAAACCAGAAGAAGUGGGAGGGGUAACUCGAUUUACACCUGCUGUCAUCAUUUGCUUCCUAAUAUCACGUGCGCAAACACACACACAUAUGAUAAAUAUAUAUACAUAUAUAAUAGGCACUUACCUAAAGCUAAAAUAAGAUUAAAGGAGUAGUUCACUUUUAAAAAAAACUUUUGCUGAUAAUUUACUCACCCCCAUGUCAUCCAAGAUAUCC
This is a messenger RNA of Pimephales promelas (fathead minnow), 2467 nucleotides long. RefSeq names its product prenylcysteine oxidase 1 like (gene pcyox1l). Gene Ontology annotation, molecular function: prenylcysteine oxidase activity. Lineage: Eukaryota; Metazoa; Chordata; Actinopteri; Cypriniformes; Leuciscidae. The record is from RefSeq and is a predicted model, not a curated record. Gene Ontology annotation, biological process: prenylcysteine catabolic process; prenylated protein catabolic process.